Drosophila erecta is the source of this 1884-nucleotide messenger RNA. RefSeq names its product protein disulfide-isomerase TMX3 (gene Tmx3). The transcript has 4 exons. Gene Ontology annotation, molecular function: protein disulfide isomerase activity. Gene Ontology annotation, cellular component: endoplasmic reticulum. Gene Ontology annotation, biological process: peptidyl-cysteine oxidation. The record is from RefSeq and is a predicted model, not a curated record. Lineage: Eukaryota; Metazoa; Arthropoda; Insecta; Diptera; Drosophilidae. The coding region runs from base 228 to 1520 and encodes 430 amino acids.
CAUGAAGUAUUUUGGAUACCAACCACAUCUGGUCACUCAAAAGGGGGUGGUUUUUGCAAAUGUUUUCUUUUGUUUUUGCGGUCCGAAGAAAAAUAAAUUCGAACUGAAAAUAAACCAAUCAACUAAUUAAAUUAACUAAAGAAGAAGUAAAAUACUGUAAAGCAUGAUAUAGCAGAAGAAGAGCAAGUAAAUCACACUUAGAAGUACAAAUAAAACCAGCUGUAAGGAUGUCGCCCAAUUCUAUGUGGACCUUCGGGCUCAUAAGUGCUCUGCUUCUGACCUUGGGUUCGACGGGGCUAUCGUCGAAGGUUUUGGAGCUCAGUGACCGGUUCAUCGAUGUGCGACACGAGGGACAAUGGUUGGUCAUGUUCUAUGCCCCCUGGUGCGGCUACUGCAAGAAGACAGAGCCCAUUUUUGCUCUAGUGGCUCAGGCUUUGCAUGCCACCAACGUUCGAGUGGGUCGCCUGGAUUGUACUAAGUAUCCGGCGGCAGCAAAGGAGUUCAAGGUUCGUGGCUAUCCCACCAUCAUGUUCAUCAAAGGCAACAUGGAGUUCACCUACAACGGAGAUCGCGGUCGCGAUGAGCUGGUGGAUUAUGCCUUGAGGAUGUCUGGUCCUCCAGUUCAGCUGGUCACGCGAACGGAGAGUGUGGACAUGCUUAAGGGAUCCCAUACGAUAUUUUUCAUUUUCGUGGGCCAGCAAGAGGGUGUGGUGUGGGAUACAUACUAUGCUGCAGCUGAAGGUUACCAAGAGCAUGGAUUUUUCUAUGCCACCAGCGAGGAUAUUGCUGCCCAGCAUUUCGACUUUGAGAAACUGCCAGCAGUGAUCGUCUACAAAGAAGAGCAGCACCACUUCUAUCCGCAUGGUCAUUUGGCCCACGAAAUGGACCCCAAUGAAGUAAACGAAACCGUUUUUCAGUGGGUGAACGUGGAGAGGUUCACACUCUUUCCAAAAGUCACUCGGUUCAAUAUCCACCAGCUGCUCAAGACAAACAAGUAUUUGGUUUUGGCUGUGGUACAGGAGGAUAAACUCAACCAGAUAGCCACGCAUGAGCUGGAGUUUCGGGACAUGGUAGAGGGCGUGAUAAGAAAACACAGGGCGCGCUAUCAUGACAAAUUCCAAUUUGGAUGGAUUGGAGAGCCAUCAAUAGCACAUUCUAUUAUCUUGGAUCAACUACCCACGCCUCACUUGAUAGCGAUUAAUUCGAGCACCCAACACCACUUCAUACCCGAAGAUGAUCCCAUGCAAAUGACUCCACAGGCACUGCAUCUUUUCCUAGAAUCCAUCCGCAACGAAAAUGCGAUUGCCUAUGGAGGAGAUACUUACUUUGUACGUUUGAAUCGGGCAUUAUUCGAAGUGCGAAGAGCUCUAAGGGAUAUGUGGCUGGGAAAUCCCGUGUUGACCACUGUUAUCUUCGGCCUGCCACUGGGAUUCUUAUCGCUGAUCAUGUACUCUAUAUUUUGCGGCGAUUGCUUGGUCACAGAAGAAGAUCCCGAUGAAGAUCAUGAGAAGAAGGAGUAAGAUGAUAACUUUAAAGUGGAUCUUGUAAAACCUUUUGAUUGAGAAGGUAAAUAAGAUGAUCUCAAAGUGCAUUUCCGAGCAUUAUCAAGAAAAGCAAGGAUCAAACAAGAUUACGAAAUGAAAAGCCGUAUAAGAAGUCGUAGAAGACCCCACCCAUCCUCUAGAUCACUUUUCUACCGCAUAUAUCUAAAUGUAAGCCAAAUCUAGUCCUAUGUCAAUGUAUCUCAUUGCCGCUGGGCGCGAACUUCCAAUCCGCUUUAAGAUUCGCUAUUUGACACAAAGAAAUCAAUUCGCAUUCGUGCGUUUAGUUUUGUUUCUCGUUUUAAGUUAGUAAAAGUAAUAAACAUGAUUUAGCGGAUGUGAA